This is a messenger RNA of Pristis pectinata (smalltooth sawfish), 1790 nucleotides long. Its product is annotated as 11-beta-hydroxysteroid dehydrogenase type 2-like. The record is from RefSeq and is a predicted model, not a curated record. NCBI's taxonomy places the organism in Eukaryota, Metazoa, Chordata, Chondrichthyes, Rhinopristiformes, Pristidae. The coding region runs from base 129 to 1319 and encodes 396 amino acids. The transcript is spliced from 5 exons. Gene Ontology annotation, molecular function: oxidoreductase activity.
UAAAACACAUUUUAAAACAUUUAAAACUUCAUGUUUUAAAUAUAGUCUCUUCUGUGUGCUGCCUCUGUGGUUGAAAGUGAUACUUUUCGGCCGUUUGCUUUGCAACUUUGGCCUUAAAACUCGCUGCAAUGCAAACUUUGGAAGAAAUCGGGAGCGGCAGCAGUUUAGUUCUAGCUUUGUAUGGGUUCAUUACUGUGGCGUUUGGGGCAGCAGUCGUCAUUCAUUUUAAGAAAUCUAAAGCGACUUUGAAUUUAAACCUCUGCACUUGUAUGCACUUGCUGCUGUUAUUUUUCGGCUUGUUCCUGUCUUACAGUUAUCUACCACAAUACACUGGGGUCGUAUUUUUCGGUCUGUGCUGUUACACAGUUUUUCGAACCAUCCGUUCUAAUGCAAUUCUUUCUCCACAAGGGAAGGCUGUUCUUAUUACAGGUUGUGACUUGGGCUUCGGUCACACUUUGGCCAAGCGCCUGCAUUCUCUUGGCUUCCACGUGUUUGCCACGGUGCUUCAUGAAGAUGGAGAUGGAGCAAGAGUUCUCAAGUCUUUUGGUUCUGAUCGACUCAUGGUAAUUCAAAUGGAUGUUACAAACUGGGCAAUGGUACAAGAAGUUGAGAAAAAAAUUGGAAAGCAGUUGGAAAACAAAGGACUCUAUGCUUUAGUUAAUAAUGCUGGCAUCAUAUCCUGUGUUGGUGAUGCAGAGAUCAUCCCAACAAAUGCUUUUAAGCAAUGCAUGGAAGUCAAUUUCCUGGGAGUAGUUGAAGUUACAAAAACAUUUUUACCUUUGAUUCGUCGAGCAAAGGGGAGGAUAAUUAAUCUUUCUAGUCCAUCAGGGGAACUGCCAUUUGGAAGAUUGUCACCAUACAGUACAUCCAAAGCAGCACUGGAGCUUUUUGCGGAUAUUCUGCGUCAAGAAAUGAAACCUUGGGAAGUACAAAUAUCGAUCAUCCAACCAGGUGCCACUAAAACAGGACAAGUUGGGAAUGCUGAAGUCUGGGAGCAAGAUUAUGGAAAACUUGUGGAGAACCUCUCUCCAGCUCUUCUGCGUGAUUACGGAGAAGAAUAUUUUGCUGAAUUAAAGCAAGCCAUUCUCACAAUUGGUCCUUUAUUCCGACAGCAUGUAGAUCCAGUGAUUGAAACAAUUGUUACUGCUUUGUUAGUACAACAUCCUAAGCCUAGAUACACCACUGAGUAUAUUGUUGAUGUGCUAAAAAUUCUUUACUAUUUCCUGCCUUCCUUCAUGAGUGAUGUUAUUCUUAAUGAGGUUUUUAUUGCACACAAACUUCUACCAAAAGGUGUAAGGUCAAGCAAUAUCAGCCAGUAGAACUCUAAUUUUGGAAACCUGGUUAUUGUUUUGGUUUCAUGUGGCUAAUUAAUUUUCUCUUCUUUUACAUGCAAUAUAAGUGUUCAAGUCUAUUGUUGGCAUUGGAAUACAUACUGUUGGAUUAGGGUCCAGAUUGUUGUUUUUAUCGUGUUUUUCCUUGUAGUUUUAGCUUUCUUCAUGCCUGCUUAUAUGUACUGUAUGCAUAAUCACCCAUUUGUCUGUAAGCAUUUAGUAACCUGUAUUACAUUUGGUUCUAUACUUCUGUAGUUUCUUUGUCUGCAAAGCUGAAGUGUGAUUCGGUCAGUACCUGGUAAGCAGGUUUCUUAUUGAAACCUGUCCAGACUGGUUUGCAGUAUGAAAGGAAGGUGUUUGCUCCUGUUCCUUUGUUACUUCUCGUUACUGUUACCUUGCUGGCUGCUACAGGCUGACCCUGUCUAACCUGUCCUCUGAUGAACACCUAAUAAAACAGCU